AUGAUGUCCACACGCAUCUCUGCCACUCUCCUCGUGGCUCUCCUCAUGAUGAUGAUGGUCAUGUUCUCAAACGCUUUAGAAGUGAAUACCUCUCUCUUCAACAAACUCGCCUCUACCUCAUGCAAACGUAAAAUCGAAGUCGACCGUGAUGACGGAGGUAAACGUAUUCGAUUCAGUACCAAAGCUGGUUGUAUUGAUCGAAGAAAUGACACUGCGAUUGGAGCUGUGAGUGAAAUUGAAUUCUUUGCUUCGGUUGCCAAAUUCCCAAUCUUUGGUAUGAAAGGAAAGACUGUUGUGAAAAUCAACAUGCCAGGUGACAAGAGAGACAAGGAAUUUGCUGUUCAAUUGGGAUCUAGCUUUGGAUUGGAUGAAAUUUUGGAAUAUCGUGAUAGAAAUGGUGUUGAAGGUUUUCAACCUGGUAAUGACACUGUGGUGAGAUCAUUCCGAUUGGGUCAAUACACUUGGAACGUCGAGUCAUUGACAAGAACUCCAUUGAAUGAUGCAAAUACUUCCUAUGUGUAUCAAGCUGUGGUUUCGACUCAAAUUCCUCAAUUCUGCUCAUUGAAAUUGAGUGCCAUGGUCACUUCAGAUGUCAUUUCUUUUACUUCUCCCAAGUUGGUGAACAGAACUAGUGUUGUUCAAGUGUUAAAUCCAAGCUCUUUCAAACUCACUUUGGAAGUGAAUGAUAUUAAUUAUCAAGCAAGUGAUUCAUUGAUUGCUUUGGGAGCUAUCGUUGCUUACAGAGGAAAUCGUCGUGAAAAACCAAUGCAACCAACUCAAAGAUCCAUCUUUGGUGGCGAUAAUGUCGAAAAGCCAGACGACUCCUCCGAUGAUCAACAAGUGUCACAAUUCGAUGAUGAUGUUUCUACUCAAUUGGGAGGGCAGAUUGCAAACAUUCCAAAGACUUUCUUCUCAUUCCAAAAUUUCAUUUCUAGAUGGAAUUCUUCUGCUCCAACUGUGAUCACAAGAGGUAAAUUCGUUUCCACAAAAUACAUUGCAUUCCAACCAUCUCAAGAUGGAGAGAGCUCAUUGAGAGAUGAGGUAGAUUCAAAUGCUGCUUUGGCAAGAUUUUACAUGUCCAUCACUGAGAGAGUGAAUAACUUUGUUUGGGAUCCUUCUGUAGGUUCCAGUGAGAACUCUUCAAAUUUGAGCAAUAAUGCUGCAAGAAAUGGUUGGACUGGUAUGAUUGGAAUGAUUAUGGCCUUACUUGCCUUAUUUGCUUUCUUGUUUUAA
Molecule: messenger RNA, 1233 nt
Organism: Naegleria fowleri
Lineage: Eukaryota; Heterolobosea; Eutetramitea; Acrasida; Naegleriidae
Exons: 1
Coding region: 1-1233 (410 amino acids)
Source: RefSeq, a predicted model, not a curated record